CGUGAACUUCACCCGGAAGUUGUUAGCGGACGUCUUCACACCGGAGGAAAUUAUAAAAAUGGCAGAGCGCGGAUAUAGUUUCUCUCUCACUACAUUUAGCCCUUCUGGGAAACUGGUACAGAUUGAAUAUGCCUUGGCAGCUGUAGCAGCUGGUGCACCUUCUGUAGGAAUUAAAGCCUCCAAUGGUGUGGUGCUGGCGACAGAGAAAAAGCAAAAAUCUAUCCUUUAUGAUGAGCAAAGUGUUCAUAAAGUCGAACCGAUAACUAAAAACAUUGGCAUGGUCUACAGUGGCAUGGGUCCAGACUACAGGGUCCUUGUCAGGAGAGCUAGGAAACUGGCUCAGCAGUACUUCCUGGUUUACCAAGAACCUAUUCCUACAGGCCAGCUAGUGCAGAGGGUGGCAUCGGUCAUGCAGGAAUAUACACAGUCAGGAGGUGUACGUCCAUUCGGAGUGUCCCUGCUCAUUGCUGGUUGGGAUGAGGACAGACCGUAUCUCUUUCAGUCAGAUCCUUCAGGUGCGUACUUUGCCUGGAAAGCCACAGCGAUGGGAAAAAACUAUGUGAACGGAAAAACCUUUCUUGAAAAAAGAUACAAUGAGGACCUGGAACUCGAGGAUGCCAUACACACAGCCAUCUUGACCUUGAAGGAAAGUUUUGAAGGACAGAUGACAGAAGAUAACAUUGAAGUGGGCAUCUGUAAUGAAGCUGGAUUUCGCAGACUUUCACCUGCUGAAGUGAAGGAUUAUCUUGCAGCGAUUGCAUAAUUAAAUGCAGCUAUACAAUACAAACGUGCUGGGUUUUUUCCCCCCAUUGUCUCUAUAAUUCUGAGUAAGCAUUUUUAUUAUUUGUAUAUCUACUCCUCUCCUUUGUACCAGAACAGACCAUCAAUAAAUCAACUAAAACGAC
Messenger RNA from Tachysurus fulvidraco (yellow catfish), 905 nucleotides. RefSeq names its product proteasome 20S subunit alpha 2b (gene psma2b). Lineage: Eukaryota; Metazoa; Chordata; Actinopteri; Siluriformes; Bagridae. Gene Ontology annotation, cellular component: proteasome core complex; proteasome core complex, alpha-subunit complex. The transcript has 8 exons. Gene Ontology annotation, biological process: ubiquitin-dependent protein catabolic process. Bases 59 to 763 code for a protein of 234 amino acids. The record is from RefSeq and is a predicted model, not a curated record.